CGUCGACAAAAGUCGGCAAUCGAAAAAAGUGCAGUAGUGAGAAGAAUUAACAACAGAGUUCCAAAAUCGGUGGAGACAAUCAUUAAAAUUCCAUGCACUGCUGGAGAAAAAUAAUGCUAAAAAAUUCUCAUAAAAUUGCAGCGAAAAGGGUACAAAGUUUCAAGAAGGAAUGAAAGAAGAUGUAAUGUAAUAAUAGACAUUACAAGACGAGCGUAAAGUAAGAGAAGUAAAGGAGUUGAAGUGCCACUCCUUUGUGUGAAAGGCGAAUGUGCCAACAUUGGAGACAAAGUGACCGGAGAAAUAGUGAACGAAAUAUACGAUAAUUGAAAUUAAAUGCAAAGGACGUAAUGGCGAGACAGUAAAUGUAAAGAAAUUUAGAACGAAGUGAAAUAGUUGCACGAAAUGCAAGGAAAAGUGAAGUGUAUGCAGCCGAAAAAUGAGUAGAUAAAGAAACAUGUAGAGUGUGCGUGUGAAAUUCAUGUGAAUGAAGAAACAAGUCUGAGUGGCAUAAUUGAAACGUAAUUGGUGAUUAAUUAAAGCGCGAGUGGAAUGCGCAUAGAUGAUAAAGCUGGGAAACAGCACAAAUUAAAGAAAAUAGUAGAUAAAACAAAAUAUACUUGGUAGUGGGGUCAGAAGUAUCUCGAAAAAAAAUUUGUUAGUACAUACAGUGCAGUGUGGUACGAGGUCGAACCAUUAUAUUCAAGUUGUAAUACUGACGGAUCCGAUCGGCCAAUGUGUUACCGGUGCAGAGCGGUGAAAAUCAUUGCAUGAGUCACGCAUUUUAGUAAGCAACACGCUAGCAGAGGCAGCGUUACACAAACAACAAAGCAGGGGUAGCAACAGACAGUACAACAUAGGUGUAUUGAUAACUUCAAUGCCAAUCACCAUAAUCUGCUACAAUAAAACAUUCACUGAGUUAUUUUGAACUUGGCGUUCAAAACAAUCUUCAAGUUCAUUAAUUUCAAAUCGUCCAUAUACAUACCGUCAACAUGACCAGUUUUACGAGUCUGAAGGGUUGGUUUCGUAAGAAAGAACCCAUUUCUGAAAUCGGUAAUCCGACUAAUUUCCAGCGACACUACCAUGUAUCUCGCAAUGAAGAGACGGGAUAUCUGGAGGGUUUGCCUGCUUCUUGGACAAGGCUUAUGAAUGCACAGAUAACCCGCGACGAACAGGAUAAAAACCCAGAUGCUGCCUAUCAUGCCGUUAAAUAUUACAAUUAUUCAAUUAAGAAGAAGGACAAUGAGGUAUUUAAGCCGUUCAUAACCGAAGAGGCUAUACAUGAGGAGUCCAAAGAAAUAGACAAUUAUGUGAAUUAUAAAAACAAACACAAAUCACAUGAUCCGGAUAAAUCCGAUGAUGAUGAACUAUACGGCGGUGGCAGUUCGACGGGGGAGAGUGGUGCCUCGUCCAGUGGCAACAGCAAUAGCAGUAGCUUCAAUGAUAACCAGCAAGCAAUUCGUAUGACUGGCCUCAAUCAGGUGAUAAAGGAACUAGAGUCCAAUUUACUAGCACAACGCGAAACGUUAAAACCAAUAUCAUCAUUCACCGGCGAUGAGCGCCCACCAUUGCCUGCAAAAAAAUUGCAAACUCUUCCGCCUAAGCCAGUGUUGAAGCCAAAGCCACGAGCUGUCACGCAGCAGCUUUCACGGGGAGUGUCUGAUCUCACCACAAUCAAUUUAACUGAAGAACCUUUGAACAAGAUCAACACUGAUACUAUCAUCCUCAAACCUGCCAUCUCCGCAGCAGAUGGCGAUGGCGAACCUGCUGAUGAAUCUAUUCUGCGCCGUUCGAAGGAUAAACGUGCACAGAAAACGGACGCUGAAAUAUAUGAGGAACUUCGCGCCAUUUGCAAUAUGGAUGAUCCACGCGAGCGUUAUCAUACUACACAGGAAGUUGGCAAGGGUGCCUCGGGUAUUGUAUUCAUCGCAGCGGAUUUACAGACAGAAACUCAGGUUGCGGUUAAGACAAUCGAUCUGAAAAAUCAGUCAUCAAAAGAUCUUAUACUAACUGAGAUACGUGUUUUGAAGGACUUCAAUCAUAAAAAUUUAGUGAACUUCUUGGAUGCAUAUCUGCUCGAACCAGAAGACCAACUAUGGGUAAUAAUGGAAUAUAUGGAUGGCGGACCAUUAACAGACGUUGUCACGGAGACUGUUAUGAAAGAACGUCAAAUCGCAUGCGUUUGUCGGGAAGUACUAUAUGCAAUAAGUUUUCUACAUUCCAAAGGUAUCAUUCAUCGUGACAUUAAGUCGGAUAAUGUGCUAUUGGGCAUGGAUGGUUCAGUGAAAGUGACCGAUUUUGGUUUCUGCGCAAAUAUAGAGGGCGACGAGAAACGUCAAACAAUGGUGGGUACGCCAUACUGGAUGGCUCCAGAGGUUGUAACUCGUAAGAAAUACGGGAAAAAAGUAGAUAUCUGGUCAAUUGGUAUUAUGGCAAUAGAAAUGAUUGAAGGCCAACCACCAUAUCUCUAUGAGACACCGCUUCGCGCGCUCUAUUUAAUUGCUGCUAAUGGUAGACCCGAUAUCAAAAGCUGGGACAAACUAAGUCCUAAUCUGCAAGACUUCCUAGAUUGCUGCUUGCAAGUUGAGGUCGAUAAACGAGCGACAGCUGAUGAGUUGCUGAGACAUUCAUUUCUAGAGGAUUGCAGUGAAGUGAAAGCGUUAGUGCCGAACAUAAAGGCAGCCAAAAAAGUGCUGCGGCGUAUGGUGUAAUAGAACAUGAAUGGGGGGGAAGACAUGUCAUUAAAAGUGUAACAAAGAGUUGGAUGAAAUACAUAAGAGAUCAGAUCAUGUUGAAUGGAUUGAAGUGCAAUUGUAAUAUUGGAUUAGCGCAGUUGCACGAAUGAGCUGAGCGAGGACGUUGUGUAUUUUAGUUGCUUAUUUAUAUACUACAUAGACCUAAGUACGUAUAAGAAUAAUCGAACGGAUUUGAGAAGUAUCAAGAACGAAAAUGCUGUUUACUUCAUAAUAGCUGCCACAUAGUCUUGCGCUAAGUCAGUGAGUACGACAGAAGGGUAAUGGAGCUGUGAAUAGGAAAAUAUGGGGAGGCAUGAACGGCGGCCUGCUGUUGACGGAUAAAUGCUGUUGAAUGCGAAGCUCUUAUAUGAGCAACAAUUUCUUUUAUAUCAAAUGGUGCAUUAAUAAUGAAAGUGCGUGAACAUCGCUGGCCGAACGGUAUUGCAAUAGGGUGUCGAAAGGUAAUCAGAUGACAAUUUGGAAUGCGCCGCCGAAUGAAUUGAAAUUAAAGCUACAUUCAGAGCAUACUGAACCUAGCUGCAGCAACAACAACCACGAAACCCAACAAUAACAACAGCAACAACUACUACUACUACCACUAAAUCAUAUUUACUACUCAAAAUAUCAGCAACGUCUGACUUCCAUAUUUGUAUUCAAAACCACGCACACCAAACGACAGUAGUAAUAAACUAAGUAUAAAUAAGUAUUAAAAAAUUAUCGAAAACGAUUAUAACUAUAACUAAGUACAGUGUGUAUCAAAUAGCAGACUCUACAAAGUAAUCAUUACUAAAACUAAACUAACUAUUGCAGUACGAAAGACUAGACUACAAAGCAUAGUUCUUUGCAGUUUUUGUAUUUUUUUAGCUGAUUAAUUCAACUUGUAUUGAUAACUCGUAAUUUAAACGAAAAGUUGAAAAAUAUACAAAUGUGAAGUGAUUUAUUCCUAUUUUUUAUUGGUUCAAAAAGUAUUUGCUUUCUUAUUUUACGCGUCGUAAAUGCCAAUAAUUGAUGCGUAUUUAGUUUUACAAAGUAAAGAAUAAACACAAAACAAAAAAGAAAAAAAAAUAAGAAAAAUUAGUAGAGGUUAGGUACUAAAUUUUUAGUAAAAGUUAGUCGCAUUUCUACACAUAUGCAAAUAUACACGUGCACACCCACAAAUAAAUAUACGAAAGAUUAGCGAUAUUUUCAUUGCCAAAAUUACUGUUAUUAUAUUUUAUUUUAAUUAAAAAUUAAAUUGUAUGUACAUUACAUGUAUGCAAUUUUAUUUAUGUAUGUACUUUAUUUAAUGUGUUAUAUAUGUAGUUUUAAGCUUUUGCCUUGCGUUCCAGCUUUUAUUCUUAGAUGUUUUUUCUUUUAUCCCUUUAAACCGCAAUUGCACUUUUAUUGUAAUUUGUAAACCAUUUAAUUUUAAUAUAUUAUGUAUACAUAGGUAUAUUCAAAAACAAAAACAAACACAAAAUACGUUACACAAUUGAGAGGAAUGCAAAACGUAAAUACUUGUAAUCAAUUAAUAUCAAUGUGAUUUAAGCGAUUUUAUCAAAGCUAUGCAAUGUCUUAAAAACUACGUUAAAUAAAAAGAAGAGAUUGUUCUAUGCAAUGUUGUUGUAAAUUUUCAAAAAGCGCAAAAAGCUAAAGGCAAAAUAUAAUAAAUAAUAUUUAAGUACUACAAAUAAAUAAGUGAAUAUAAAUCGUAACGAAAAUUUAUUCCAGAAAAAUCAAAAGAAUUAUACAUCAAUUAUAGUAGUAGCAGCGUUAAAUAAAAUAAAAUUAAAAACAAGAUUAAAAUAUGGGCAUUAAGUAAAACUAAAUGAGUUAAAUAUUGUAACUUCGCGCAUUCGUAACUGUAUUUGUUGUUUUUUACAAUACGCAUAUUGUAAUGCAUUAUCGAUUUGCUAACAGCAAACAAUGCAAAUAACUGAUAUAAAUAAAAACAUAAGUCUUCUAUAAAUUUUUUUUAUACUGUUGUAAGCUAAAGUGCCAUUAGGUCUAAAUUGUGCAGAAAAAACGAAAUUUUUUUGGUGAAAACGAAAUCACCGCGCAACAUUACAGUAUCAAGUUAUAUUUAACUUACAUAUGUAUUUAUGCAAAACAAAAUUUUAUAAAAUUCCCUAAUUGUAAAUUUAAUUCGUAUUGCCAAAAUCCAUAGAUUCCUCAUGUAUUUACAUUUAAACAAAAAAACUUUUACAUUGCAUUUUUUUUUGUGACUGGCACUUUUAUAUAAUUAACUGCUGUAAUUUAUAUAAAGGCAAAUUUAAAUACAUACAUACAUAUUAUUUGUACAAAUUUA
Molecule: messenger RNA, 5019 nt
Organism: Anastrepha obliqua
Lineage: Eukaryota; Metazoa; Arthropoda; Insecta; Diptera; Tephritidae
Gene: Pak3
Product: serine/threonine-protein kinase PAK 3
Exons: 2
Coding region: 990-2708 (572 amino acids)
Biological process (GO): protein phosphorylation; regulation of axonogenesis; regulation of MAPK cascade
Cellular component (GO): cytoplasm
Molecular function (GO): ATP binding; protein serine/threonine kinase activity
Source: RefSeq, a predicted model, not a curated record